Rhizophagus irregularis DAOM 181602=DAOM 197198 is the source of this 536-nucleotide messenger RNA. NCBI's taxonomy places the organism in Eukaryota, Fungi, Glomeromycota, Glomeromycetes, Glomerales, Glomeraceae. The record is from RefSeq and is a predicted model, not a curated record.
CGACAUGUAAUAAAUCCGACUACCAUUUUUCGGUGUCAAUGCUAGGGACGUUCGCAGUUUUGUAAUCACGUUUGUCAUCUAAUAAAAUUCUCCUACGACAUGCGAUUGAGUAUUUGUAAGCAUUUUAGCACAUCGUGGCUGUUUAUUUUAUGCCACUUCCCAAACAAGGAAGCUUGUCAAUAUCUCCUAGUAUCAUAGAGGUUUAUCAUAAAGUAUCAUCAAUUUUUGCUGAUGGUUAUAAUUACGAUGGAGGUCUAUCAUCUUGGAAUGUAAAUCCAAAGUGUGGAGGACAAAUUUCUAAACAAUCGAAACCAAGAAUAUCAGAACAACUCGGCGAACGUGAAAUUCGACCAGUGCAAGAUUUCGAACAGCUUAGAAAGCUUAUGGUUGCUAGAAAGGCCUUUCUUAAUAAACUUAAAGAUGAAGGGAUGGAUCUGUUAGCUUUCAUAAGUCCGGGAAUAGUCGACGACAAACCUGCAAUUAUUGUUGUGUUUCCUGAUGAAACGUUACAAAUCUGUCUACCGGCCAACGUUUGA